This is a messenger RNA of Trypanosoma brucei brucei TREU927, 2538 nucleotides long. RefSeq names its product retrotransposon hot spot (RHS) protein, putative (gene Tb927.2.560). Bases 1 to 2538 code for a protein of 845 amino acids. The record is from RefSeq and is a predicted model, not a curated record. Lineage: Eukaryota; Euglenozoa; Kinetoplastea; Trypanosomatida; Trypanosomatidae. The transcript has a single exon.
AUGUCAAGAGCAAAUAGUCCCGCAGCUCCACAAGGAAAUAAUGAAAAUCAACAAGUGGCAGAUAAUAUUGAAGCAGCCAUGAGGAGGCCACGGGAUGAAAAUGUACCGCCUCCUGCUGCUGCUGCUGCUCAGCCUCCACAAAUACGGCAGAGAACUGAAGAGGGGCCCAAUUGGACAAUGAACAGUUCUAUUGAAGAUGUAUUGCUGCAACGCUAUGAGGGUUUGAGGGAUAUGACACUGCAUGACUUUUUGCUGAAAAAGUUUUUUAACACGUAUGACACAGAGAAUGUGGCCAUGGAUGUGUUUGUCCAGAGCCCGGAGGAUUAUAUUUUGGAUGCCGGGAUUCUAGGAAGGAUACGGCGGCUUUAUCAGUUUGAGGAAUAUAAAGAAUUAUAUAACCAAUUCUCUGAAAUGAAGCGGAAAGCAAGGUACCUUGACGAAAAAGAAAUUUACUACCUCAGUCAGUGGGAGGAGAAGGGAAGAGGGGAAAUAAGAGAAUUUGUUGGUCCCAUGGCGAGGGGAAGGUUGGAUGGAGCACUGGAGGUCGCCAAGAGAGCGGAAAAGCGAGCUGCCCAAACAGCUGGUGGUGCUGUCGAACUUGAAGGAGUGUAUGAAUCCAUAUAUAAUGCGAAAUGGAGUUAUGUAAUGUCGGGUUAUAAUGAAGAGCCACUUGGCAUGAAAGUGUUUGAUGGAAAACCACAGUGCAUAUGGACCGAAGCGGAGGUGGAUAUAACUCCUGACCCUGCGAAUGUUGAUGCAGAGAUUGAGGAGAGGCCUGAUGGUUUGGAGAUUUUUGUUCUCACUUCGGAGAAGGGUUGGCCAUACAACGGGUUUGCAUUGGAUGACGCUGAGAUAUGCUUGGAAAAUUUUAAGCAUGUAUAUAUCCGUCGUGAAAUUAUGCGCGUGUGGUAUAUAAUCCAACGAGGGCUGCAAGGAAGGUGGGUGGAAAAAGCUGAGAUAACACCGAGACAUAUUGUUAUUGGUACACCUGGUAUUGGUAAAUCAUAUGGUGUUGGAUCAUUUUUGCUUCAUUCAUUGCUUCACUUCAAUGAUGGAAUGCUUGAUGUUGUUGCAUAUUUCGUGGGUAAAAUAGCCUAUUUAAUAUAUAACAAGAAACCCGGAGAAGGGGGGAAGGUUGAGCAAUAUGAAGACGUGAAAGCUGCUGUUAGGGUCAUAGCUGCGUUAGUAUUCAAGAAAAAAAAAGGGCACAUCAUUGUUGACAUAUGCAAGAAUGCGCAGACGCCACCCGAUGGUCUGCCGGUUCACGCUUGGGGUGUAACUCUCCUCACUUCUCCGGAUGAGGCCCAUUUUCAUCACUGGUCAAAAGACAAGAGAGACGUAGGAAUUAUUAUAAACUGUGAUGAUGUGCGUGACAUGAAGGCAUUUGUGGCAUGGACUAAGCUGUCUGUAGCAUCAGGCUAUGCGGCACUUGAUGAAGAAGCUCAGGCGAGGAUUGUAGAAGAACUUAAAAAUGAGUGGGAAACAAUAAAGAGCCGUAUUAAUGUGGUUGGGCCAGUGCCUCGUUGCGUUUACAACAGCGCGGGGUACACAAAACGUGUGUCUCAGGCAAAAAAGAUGAUAACGUCCAUCAAUGGUGACAACAAAAGUCACUACGAGGACAUAAUGGGGAAAAUUGCCGAUUGGCGAAAUGAUAAGGUAACGCACAGGUUAGUGAAAAUCGUCCGUGUGCGAGAUGCCGGAGAGAGCGUCGAUGAAUACCGCUGCCGGCCACUUUCGGUUUGCAUUGGGAAUGCUAUAUUUUUCAAACUGCUUGCCAUUGAUGUGGAGAAAAUGGCUAUCCGUCAAGUUACGAUGUCAGACGAGAGUGCCGCAGCCAACGUGUUUGAAUCAAGGGCGUUGCUUUCGCUUCUUUUUCCUCGAGUUUUUAAAGUUAUCGCAGACAACUUGAAAUACCUGCGACGAGGCGGAGAAAUAGCUGACCGUCGAAGCAUACUGAACGACAUGGCUCCUCAGCAGUUGAAACUCACUGGGCAGAAGGCCUUACCUGCGGCCCACCAGCGACCAAUUGAUAAUUGUGAAUACAUGGUUCUCUACCGCCCUGCCACAGGCAAUGAACCCGUGGUGGAUGGCUUUUUUUUCGUUGAGGGGCGGCUCAGGAGAGCCCCUGACGGAGCAGCGCCACCGACCACUCCAAAUAUAGCUGUGCUUUUACAAGUAACCAAGUCGGACAGGCACCCCACCACUACGGAUAAGGUGCAGAAGUUCCGAGAAAACAUGGCAAGAUAUUUUUCUGAUUGGGGUGCGUUUUCCCGCGACAUGGUUUGGGAGAUGAUAUACAUUAAUUCGGUUAACGGUGGCACGAUAACCAUCAGGCAACUUUGUGAUGGCGACGACCCCGCCGAAGCGGCAGAUAUGUGGAGAAACAUGGCUCAAUACCAAGUAACGUUAAGGGAAGAAAUGCAGGGGCAGCUAAUGCGAGCAUAUAGAGAUGAAUGUUGGUAUCGGGAUGCUCCACUUCUGGCCAUGGAGCCUGCGCCGCAGCCACGCAACGAGCAAGCGGGAGCGCAAGGAGGGUGA